AGUCCGUCUAGGUUUUUUUUUUCUAAGUAAUGGUCGACUUUACAGCUAGGCCUAGGACAACCACAACUCCAAGGUCUAGCGUGCCUCCACGAGCAGCCGCUCUCGUCAAUUCGGAUGUUUCGGGCAUCGUCUACCUAAAAGAUUUGGUGCGCAUCUUUCAAAAGGUUUCGAAAUAGUAGCUGCUACUGCUACUUCUCGGAAAUAAAUCAAGGUUGAAAAGAAUGAACAAGCAGGUGGAGAUCCAGCUCCAGCCGGGUUCGAACCCUUUCUGGUUCGCCAUUCUCGACGGGCUGCACCCCCUCCGGCCGGAGGAACGGUUGUUCCGUGCAACCAGAUGCAUCAUGACGCAGGUGAUCGUGGAAAGAGAUCAUGACAGCCGACGCGUUUUCGAAGCGGACAAUUUCGUCAACGAGGAUUUUUUCAGCUCCAACGUGCACGUGUUCGAAUACUACGGGGCGAAGGCACCCAAAGCGGAGCAGAUCCGCGACUUCCACGUGCGGGAUUUUGACAAACACUUCCUCCUCGACCCGUCUUCGUUUCCGAAAAUCACCGACGUCAACAGCGGAGUCGGGCAGGGUGCGCACUUCAACCCCUUAGCCCCCGACGUGGGCGGGAGUUGUCCGGUGGAGGCGUUGCCGCGGGACGAAGACUGGACGUUCAUGGAGGAACUGGACACGGAUUUACCAGAGGAUUCCGUGAUAGACAACUUUUUGAAGACCAAGAUGCGACUCCGUGACGACUGCCGGAAAGAUUUGCUGGCGCAAGCCGGGGUGUUUUCCUACGUCAAGAUCCAGAUUCAAAACAAAUUUCUCCCAAGGCAGACGUUUGAAACGUAUCAAUGUUUUUCAUUGCGCCCGCUCGUUCCUCGAUUCGGAUGUACUGUAGGAUGAAAGUUAGUAUAGAGAUCAUGCCAUCGCGGCAUCACAAAAAUGAAGCAUGUGUGCAGCACGCAGUAGGAGAUCGAUCCAAAAAAUCAAAAGGUACGUGAGCUUACGUGCAAUUCUGCAAGACCCCGGGCGCUGGUUGAAGGGCGUUUGGCUAGACCUGCUCCCACCAAACGCUGGCCUGGAUCCGUCGGUGAUGCACAAUUUGUCACUGCAGCGGGGCCGCUUCAAGACAAACACACCGAAAGUAUAAUCAUGAUUCAAUGGUAUUGUUGGUGUGCAGCUGGUGACGAGUUUUUCAUUUUUGCUUCAUUGUUCCACUUAGAAGAAAGCCUCGCUGUUUAUUUUCUCGAGUGGCCUCCUGGGCAUUAAUAUCGAAACUGGAAAUCAAGAUCAACAGUCUUUCUAGAAGCUGUGGAGAUGGUCGUUUCAACCCCACAUGAUCUUCUUCAGAUCAAAGUCUGCGCCGGUCUGGGUCUCUCCGACGCGCAUAUCCAGUCCCUCCUCGAGCCCAACCUCGGCCCCUCCUGGACCGACGUGCUUAGGGAGGGUUUUCAAGAGACCGCACACCAACUUUCCAUCGCGAGGGCGGAGCUGGCCAGCCACGGCCUCGAACUCUCCACCGGCGGCGUGGCAGGCGGAACAUCAAAUGUAGGCGACAAAAACAAAAACCCGAACGAGUUUUCCUCCGCCGCAACAACCACCAGUGGCGCCACGGUGAGCAAGCGACCACGGUCGGACGCGAAGUCUUUGAAGCACUUGCACCUCGAGAAGGAAGAGUGGCGGUUGCACACUUGGAACCUGGCCUCGUUGGUGGACCAGCUGAGACGAGAUGUGUUGCAGAAAGAACAGGACGUGCGGGACUACUUUCUCCGCGAUCAACCCCUGAAGAUCAGCAUACCAAUCGUGGACAGCGGGACCUCCGGGACGAGCGGAGAAAUACGGGGUGCUAGUGGUGCAGCUGUGAUGAACGCCGGCAGCAUGCAGCAGAAAAAUAAGCCAAGCGGUGCGGGCGGAGGUGGCAACUCUGGGCGCGGGACGGAAAUGCAGAGGCCAGUGAAGAAUGUUCCUGUAGUCACGAAAGUUGCCCAACGGAAAAUGGCCAGGAUGCAGUAUGUGUAGAUGAAAUUUUGUUCUUUAUUUCGGGGCCCAGGAGAACAGGCGUACUGCUUUUGCGACCCCACGCAACCAGCCAAACAAAAAAUUAUAUGCUCUUUUUUGUAAAAAAAUACUCAACUACUAACAACUACUCCCUCGUGAAUAUCAAUUUCCUAGAAACCAUUUCGCCAUCGUGUAUGAUCAUGAAACUGAAAGGGUGGAGUGCCACUUCUUUGUACAAAACGAUAGAAACAUGUCGAACAAUGACAGCACACUACUUUUUCCCGACUGUGACUUAGCAAGUCUCUUGAUGAGCCUAAGUGCUCUAU
Amoebophrya sp. A120 is the source of this 2311-nucleotide messenger RNA. The record is from the annotation of a GenBank genome assembly. Lineage: Eukaryota; Dinophyceae; Syndiniales; Amoebophryaceae.